AAAUGACAAAAAAUGAAAAGAUGGAGUGGGCUAUAAAACAGAACGCAAGCUUGCGUUUAUUUACUUAUUAUGUCACCAACAAAACAGAACAAAUAACACCUUACCUCCUCUGCUCUUUCUCUCUCCAACUCAAUACACUAGUCUUUCAGCUUCAAUUCUUCUCAGUUGGUGAUAUAACCAUGGCUGAUAAUACUGGUACAUUACAUCUCCCUGCUGCUGAGACCAACAAAUGGAAGAUACCACUUUCUGUAUUCUUUAAAGAUGCAAGGAGUGUGUUCAAGAUGGAUUCAUUGGGUUUGGAAAUAUUAAGGAUUGCAAUUCCUGCUGCUUUGGCUUUAGCCGCUGAUCCUGUUGCCUCUCUCAUUGACACCGUCUUUAUUGGCCACAUUGGCGCUGUGGAGCUUGCAGCUGUUGGAGUUUCAAUAGCUAUAUUCAACCAAGCUUCAAAAAUUACUAUUUAUCCACUUGUCAGCAUUACAACUUCUUUUGUUGCUGAGGAAGAGACAGUGAGCAAAAUGAGUGCAGAAGUCAAAGACGCUGAAAAUCAAAAGGAGGCUCUUGCUGAGGCUGGUGACUCUAAGGAGAUGAUGCCCCAAGAUGAUGCACUUGGGAAACUAGAGGAGGGUACUGCUACAAAUAUCAGCAAAGAUGACCAUCUUUCCGGAGAAGAUUACCCGGGAGUAACUCAAAAAACCAAGAAAGUCUCGAUCAGUAGUCCUGAGAAGAUUAUUGAAGUAGUAGGCAAGCGGCACAUCCCAUCAGCUUCUACUGCAAUUGUUCUAGGAUUGUUCCUUGGUCUAUGUCAAACCAUAUUCCUUGUCUUUGGAGCUAAAAUGCUUUUAGGAGUCAUGGGUAUAAAACAUGAUUCCCCAAUGCUAAAACCAGCUCUUAAGUACUUAACAUUAAGAUCCUUUGGUGCUCCUGCUGUGCUUCUUUCAUUAGCAAUGCAAGGUGUUUUUCGAGGGUUUAAAGAUACGACAACUCCCCUUUAUGCUACUGUUGCAGCAGAUGGUGCAAAUAUCAUACUGGAUGCAGUUCUCAUCUUUGCAUGCCGCUUGGGUGUCAGUGGUGCAGCCAUUGCUCAUGUGCUUUCACAGUACCUAAUGUCAUUUAUACUCUUAUGGAGGUUGACGAGGGAAGUUCAUUUGUUGCCUCCUAGUUUAAAAGCUCUGCAACUAGGUCGAUUUCUCAAAAACGGUUUAUAUUUGUUCACGAGGGUCAUAGCCGUCACUUUCUGUGUCACCUUGGCCGCAUCUCUGGCUGCAAGGCUAGGUGCGACUCCGAUGGCUGCAUUUCAGAUUUGCUUACAAGUAUGGUUGGCUUCAUCACUUUUGGCUGAUGGUUUAGCAGUAGCUGGUCAGGCAAUCUUGGCUAGUGCAUUUGCUGAGAAGGAUUACGAGAAGGCAACUGCUGCUGCUGCUAGGGUAUUACAGAUGAGCUUUGUUCUUGGGUUGGGAUUGGCUGUGGUUGUUGGACUCGGUUUGCAGUUUGGAGAUGGUAUCUUUACAUCCGACAAGAGAGUUCUUCAUCUCAUCAGCAUUGGUGUGCCGUUUGUUGCAGCCACACAGCCAAUAAAUUCCUUAUCAUUUGUAUUUGAUGGUGUGAACUUCGGGGCAUCAGAUUUUGCAUAUUCUGCAUACUCCAUGGUUUUGGUCGCUAUCGCAAGCGUUGGAUCACUAUUUCUGCUAUACAACAGCUAUGGAUUUGUAGGAAUCUGGAGUGCAUUGACUAUCUACAUGGGUCUACGUACAUUUGCUGGAAUUUGGAGGAUGGGAACUGGAACAGGACCGUGGCGCUUUCUAAGAAGUGGAUCUUAUUUUUGAUGACUCGGUCUCCUUUCAAUAAUGGCAGUCGUAUCUCCGAGCAACCAACGUGCUCACUAGUCAUUACAAUUACCAAAAUUAUCAUCAUUCAUCUUUCUUGACAGUACAAGUUACGCUCUCUGCACAUUUUUUGGAGACGUAGAGAGCUGAAUAUAUAUAGCUCACCUCGCCUACCCUAUCCUAUCCCAUUAUAUCCCUGCUUCAGGGAUCCCUCUCGAAUUAGUGCCGUUAGUUGUAGUAAUACAAUAAUUCAUCAAAACAUAAAAGUGGAUAGCACAAGUGCGCAGCGUGUAAUUGUAUCUUUGAUUAAUGAAAGUGUGAUGCAAUUUUUCUGGUUUGCUUUAUGAUUUACAAAA
This is a messenger RNA of Chenopodium quinoa (quinoa), 2179 nucleotides long. Its product is annotated as protein DETOXIFICATION 43-like. Bases 3 to 1823 code for a protein of 606 amino acids. Gene Ontology annotation, molecular function: antiporter activity; citrate transmembrane transporter activity; xenobiotic transmembrane transporter activity. Gene Ontology annotation, biological process: transmembrane transport. Lineage: Eukaryota; Viridiplantae; Streptophyta; Magnoliopsida; Caryophyllales; Amaranthaceae. The record is from RefSeq and is a predicted model, not a curated record. Gene Ontology annotation, cellular component: membrane. The transcript is spliced from 14 exons.